GCCAGCUAUGCACCAAUGCUUCGGCGCGCGGCUCGGUUGAAGCGGCGUAGGAGGAAUUUGGUGCAGGAGGACUCGCCGUCGUCGGCGCCAGAUCCGGCGGCAGUUGCUCUCGAGAAGGACGCCCUAUCCGGCGCCGGCGGGGCUCCGGUGGAACCCAGAUCUGGUGGCUGCGCAGCUCGGCAGGCGGUGGACGCGAGCGUUCGCGCGGUGGCGGCGGCGGCGAGUGCCCGGGCUGCGUGCGAGGACUCGUCGGCGGGGAGGCUUGGGGGGUGUCGGAUCAGCCGGUACACCUCCGCCUCCGUCGCGCGUGGAGAUUUUGCUAACAAUCAGGGGGAACCAAUGGCGAAGACGAAGAAGCCGAGGAGCUCCGCCCCAGAUCCGCCAGCGCACCUCCCAUGGCACCACCCGCCGGCGCCGCCGAUCUCCACCGCGCUCCUCAUCUCCUUCGCCGCGCUCCUCCUCCGCGUGCUCGUCUCCGUCGGGCCCUACUCCGGCCAGGGCGUGGCGCCCAAGUUCGGCGACUACGAGGCCCAGCGGCACUGGAUGGAGCUCACCCUCCACCUCCCCUCCUCCGACUGGUACCGCAACACCUCCGCCAACGACCUCGCCUACUGGGGCCUCGACUACCCGCCCCUCUCGGCCUACCAGAGCCGCCUCCACGGCCUCCUGCUCAACGCGUCGCUCCCCGACGCCGUCGCCCUCCGCUCCUCCCGCGGCUUCGAGUCCCCUGAAUCGAAGCUGCUGAUGCGCUGGACGGUGCUGUCGUCCGAUCUGAUGGUGUUCUUCCCAGCGGCGCUGUGGUUCGUCUGGGUGUACUUUAAGUGUGGAGUUGGCGGAACUGGGGAGGAGAGAAUGGCGGGUUGGACGUGGUUGCUUGCCAGUUGCCUGAUUAACCCAUGUUUAGUGUUGAUUGAUCAUGGCCAUUUUCAGUAUAAUUGCAUCAGCCUUGGAUUGACGCUUGGAGCGAUUGCGGGUGUUCUGUCUGGGAACGAGCUUGUUGCUGCUGCUCUCUUCAGUCUUUCAAUCAACCACAAACAGAUGAGCCUUUACUUUGCACCGGCUUUUUUCGGACAUCUUUUGGGGAAAUGUAUCAAGCGGAAGUAUCCAAUUGUUGAGGUCAUGAAAUUUGGUUUUGUUGUACUGGGAACCUUUGCUUUUGUUUGGUGGCCAUUUUUGCAUUCUUAUGAGGCUGCUAUGCAGGUGAUCUCUCGAUUAGCUCCAUUUGAGCGAGGUAUAUAUGAGGAUUAUGUUGCCAAUUUUUGGUGUAGCACUUCAGUCCUUAUUAAGUGGAAGAGAUUGUUUGCAAUAAAACCGCUGAAACUCAUGAGUCUCUCUGCUACCAUCUUGGCUUUCCUGCCUUCAUUGGUUCAGCAAAUCAGAUCACCAAGUAAUCUUGGCUUUCUCUAUUCUUUGUUGAACAGCUCAAUUUCGUUCUAUCUAUUCUCAUACCAAGUGCACGAGAAAUCAAUUUUGCUUCCUCUUUUGCCUGCAAGCCUCUUAGCACUACAAGAACCUCACUUGUAUGGAUGGCUCAUGUACUUUGGCCUUUUCUCAAUGUACCCACUUAUCUGCCGUGAUCACCUUCUUCUACAAUAUAUAGCUGUUCUUGGUCUCUUCGUUCUUAUUUACUACUCUCCUGGUGGAAGCUCCAAAAAGGGGAUGAGCAUUCCAUCUGGAGCCAAGGCAGUUCUAAGUCUGGCAUUGUUAUGCUCGCUCUUACUUCAAGUUCUAUACCUGCAAAUAGAACCUCCAAAGAGGUACCCUUUCCUCUUUGAUGCAUUGAUGAUGUUCAUUUGCUUUUCCCAAUUUGUCAUUUUAACAUUGUACACCAAUUACAAGCAAUGGAUGUUGAACUCCCAUUCUAGAUCAGUAGGCAGGAAGAAGGAUCUAUGAUCCAAAUUCCAAAAUUUUGAAAGCUAAUGUUACUAUAUCAUUGUAACAUCGUGUGUUCCCUUGUAAUGAAAUUGAUUCAUUUUUAAUGGAAAGGAUGAAUGUGUUUGCACAUGGAGGA
This is a messenger RNA of Oryza sativa Japonica Group (Japanese rice), 2011 nucleotides long. RefSeq names its product probable dolichyl pyrophosphate Man9GlcNAc2 alpha-1,3-glucosyltransferase. The record is from RefSeq and is a predicted model, not a curated record. Gene Ontology annotation, cellular component: endoplasmic reticulum membrane. Gene Ontology annotation, biological process: protein N-linked glycosylation. Gene Ontology annotation, molecular function: dolichyl pyrophosphate Man9GlcNAc2 alpha-1,3-glucosyltransferase activity. NCBI's taxonomy places the organism in Eukaryota, Viridiplantae, Streptophyta, Magnoliopsida, Poales, Poaceae.